This is a messenger RNA of Mercenaria mercenaria, 2482 nucleotides long. RefSeq names its product zinc finger protein with KRAB and SCAN domains 8-like. Bases 46 to 2223 code for a protein of 725 amino acids. Lineage: Eukaryota; Metazoa; Mollusca; Bivalvia; Venerida; Veneridae. Gene Ontology annotation, cellular component: chromosome. The record is from RefSeq and is a predicted model, not a curated record. Gene Ontology annotation, biological process: regulation of transcription by RNA polymerase II. Gene Ontology annotation, molecular function: chromatin insulator sequence binding. The transcript has 5 exons.
UUUAAGAAGAAAAGGAGUUACUGUGUUAUACUGAAGAGAAGAAAUAUGGGUGAAAUGAACUUCUACCAUAUAACUAUGUUAGUCUGUGGAGAACAGGAGAGUGCCAUCAGGUUAUUGUUUAAUGAUAAAAAGUGGCCAUGCUGGCUUAAAGUUGUGGCAGCUGAAAAUGUGAGUGACAUUAUACAGAGUGGGUUCACAGAUAUAUUUUUAACUGUGGAUCAGUAUAGUAGAGCGGGUCAUCAUGGUAGCUGUCGUGACUCAGUUUUCGAAGAGGUCAAGUCAGAAAGUAUAAAUAUUAAGGCAGAAAUAAACACUUCUUGUCAGGAAGCAUCAAGUGAGAAACAGCAACAUUCUGACUAUAAAUCUGACAAUUCUGAGAGCGAGCACAGCAUUUCUGACAAUUUAUUACAGGUUUCAGAAAAAGAAUUGCAUGUUGUAUCUGACAACGAUAACAAAAGAUCUGACAAUAAUAACAAAAGUUCUGACAAUAUGCCACAGUCAUCCGACAAUGAAGAUACUGAUUGUGAUUAUAUGAAUGCUGACAAUGAUAUGGGGAGUUCUAGUUCAGAUGCUAUUGAAGAAUUGUCUAAUAAGUUGAGGAUUAGAUCAUCUCACAGAAAAAAGGAUAACAAACAAGAACUAUCCAGUGGUAAAGGAAAAUCAAGUAAAAAAAGCAGUGAAUAUCACUCACAAUCACUCACUAGUUGUAUAAAUAACAGAAGCAGUGAUGAAUCAAAGAAGACAAAGUUCAGAUGUUCUAUGUGCAAUAGGUACCUUGCGUCUAAACCUUCCCUCCUGCGGCAUUGUCAGCGUCGCCAUGGGGACGAAUGGUUUGAAUUUAAAUGCAAGGAUUGUCCAUGCAUGUUUAAGAAAUUGGAAGAGUUAUGGAAGCACAGAAAUGAAGUAAAGCAUGAGCCACCGAAAGUGCAGCCAAAGUUUUCUGAGAAGAAAAAUCUCAGUCCUGAGGAGCUAGAGCAGCUGGGACAUAUAAAAUGCACUGCUUGUGGUAAAAUAUUACCAAGCAGGAGACUAUUGAGGAGACAUUUUUACUCAGAUCACCGAGAGUGUAUGCCCGGACCUUCGUGUGCAGUUUGUGGUGCAGAGUUCAAGACACGUCAAGAAUUGUGGAAACAUAAACGUGAAAUGAAGCAUAAUGACAGCUUGUCUUUAUUACAAACUUACCAGUGUGAAGAAUGUGGUAAAAUAUUGACAGGUGGCUACCAAUCCUUCAAACUACAUCAAAAAUAUGCAUGUAAAGACACAGAAGAUGAGCCUCAGAUUAAAUGUGAUCUCUGCGGUGGCAUGUUUAAAUCAGAAGUACAUGUACAACAGCAUAUCAAAAGAACACACUCUGAAUUACCUGUUGUGUGUGACAUAUGUGGCACGAUAUGUAAAAAUAAACAUGCACUUAAUAGCCAUAAAAGGAGACAUAAUGAGAAAAAUAAAAAAUUUGUUUGCAACAGUUGUGGAAAAGCAUUUCUAACCAACAUACUUUUAAAGAUGCAUAUACGUACACAUACGAAAGAAAAGCCUUAUAAAUGUCCACUGUGUGAUUAUAGGUGUGCAAUUAAACAAAACAUUCAGAAGCAUUCUGUUAAUGUACAUAAAACACAAGUGAAAUGUGCAGACAUUGUGACAAUAUCAGAAACUGGAUUGUCAAGCAAUAAAAUACGUUUGCUUGAAAAUACUGACAAGGUGUAUGACGAAACAAGAGAUAUGAAACAGAGAUCAUUACAAUUUUCACCUGAAGGUGUAUUUUUGCCAGAUGACACGGAACAGAUAUCAAAUGAAAGAAUGUCAUAUUUCAACAAAGUAUCAAAUAACUUAAAUUAUGCGGAAACUCUGUCAAAUAAUGGAUCAUUACUGACAAAAGAUAGGAUAUUGCUGACAAAUGAUAUGAGAAAGGGUUGGAAGUCAAUGACAAGCAAUAAGUCUUUGUUUUCAGAUGAGAAAAGAAGUAACUUGUGUGAUAAAGAUUUUAAGAGUUAUCCAUUCAAUGAGAUAGAAGGUGCAUAUGAUUUAUCCAUUUGUAGACAGAAUACAGCAUCAAGCUCAGGGAAUGAAGUGGACAAAGUGAUUGUAAAUACUGAAAGUGCUCGUGCUAAUGUAAAUAAUGUGAAAGUUACCUCAACUGGUAGUUACACAGAGCUUGUUAACUGUAGUAUUAACCCAGUGACAUAUGCAAAUACCAAUACUUCUCAUUACCCAUAUGCAUGGGAAUAAAACAUGAUAGGAUCAAUUAGCUUACUUAUUAUACUCUACACAGAUUUUGCAAUUUCAUACUUUUUACUAAGCAUCCUUUGUUUUCCCUCGCUGUUAGAAAAAGUCCUUUUGGGCUAUCUAUAUGGCUUUGUUUAUUAUGUGGCUGCCACAUUUUUGUUAUGAAGAUAAAAUAUAUAUUGAUUUCAUGUAAUUUUUUAUUUUCAGUUGUUAUCUCAUUUAUUUUUCAUAUGGAUAUUUGAUAAAUACUAAGUAGAAAGUA